Molecule: messenger RNA, 3840 nt
Organism: Lolium perenne
Lineage: Eukaryota; Viridiplantae; Streptophyta; Magnoliopsida; Poales; Poaceae
Source: RefSeq, a predicted model, not a curated record
AUGUCGUCGUCCUCCCGCAAGAUCGCCAAGGCUAACGACUUCGGCCGCGGCAGCCUCACCGUGCCGGAGGCGUGGGCGAUGCAUCCCACCGCCGCCGUCGCCUGGCACGGAGGUUGGAGGGACUCCAUCAGGGCCAUGUGGUUUGCACUCGACGCCGACGAGCGGGCCGAUCCGACCCGCGCGGCCAUCGGCAGCGACGCCUGGUGGGGCGCCUACUUCCAGGCGCAAUACGACAUGGACAUGAACAGAACCACCGGCCUCGUCAGCGGGCCGAACAACUGGAACAGGGACGGGCGCCUCCUGUUCUGGGGCGUUCCGGGGCGCACCCUGGAGAACAUCAUCGACGGCAUCCACAAUGGCACUCCAAGCUCCAUCCUGCCUCCCGUGCUGCUCGUCAUGAAAAUAAUUGCUAAUGCUGCCAAUGUUCAGGUGACCACAUGCUUGUUAUGCAACAGCGAUGAAGAGCAAUGGAUGAAGUGCAGGUCUUUGGCUCUGGUCUUCAACUUCUGGGACUCUGCGGUAGUCUCGCUGACAAACUCGCAAAAUCGCAACCACUCCGUCACGGCGACGGUCACGAUGAUCUCUUCUGGCUCCUCCUUCCUGUUCACGGUCGUCUACGGUCCUUCCGUCGAUGCAGAUAAGCCAGCUUUCCUGCAGGAGCUGGCCGCGAUUCGGCCUCCGGCGGGCAUGCCGUGGCUCAUAGUUGGGGAUUUCAACCUCAUCUAUGAGGCGAGGGACAAAAGCAACACGAAUUUCUGCCGUAGGCUCAUGGGCCAAUUUCGGGCCGCCAUUGAUGCAUCCGAGCUCAUGGAGCUCCGCUGCUCCAAUCGCCGCUUCUCUUGGUCUAACGAGCGUGCCGACCCGACGCUGGUUUACCUCGACCUUUUCUUCUACAACGUCGCUUGGGACGCGCUCUUUUCGCCAAGCACGGUCCAAGCCCUCUCGUCGUCACACUCUGAUCACUGCCCCCUACUUCUGUCCUGCAUCUGCGCGCCGCCGAGGAAACCGCGCUUCAGGUUCGAGAACUUCUGGACGCGCCAGGAAGGGUUCAUCGACACGGUCAAAUCGGCAUGGUCCGCAGACCUGCGAUCGACCAACCCUUUCACUCGCCUUCGUGUCAAGUUAGGAAGAACGGCUCGUGCUCUGCGAGCAUGGAGCAAAGGGCAGUUCGGCGAUGUCAGAUUCCAAUUACACCUAGCCAACGAAGUCAUCCUGCGGCUGGACGUAGCGCAGGAGAGCAGGGUUCUCUCUGAUCUUGAAUUCCACCUCCGCAAAACCCCCAAGGUGAGGGUGCUGGGCCUCGCCGCGAUCGAGAGGUCGAGACGACGACAAGCUUCCAGGAUCACAUGGCUUCGGGAAGGGGAUGCAAACACCCGCUUUUUCCACGUGAAGAUCAACUCCAGACGACGCAAGAAUUUCAUCUCAGCGCUAACUACGGACGCGACCAUCGCCACCACGCACAAAGACAAGGAAGACGCUCUGUUUGAGCACUUCAACACCGUUCUGGGUACAUCGGUCCCUCAUGAACGCUCGAUGAACUGGGAGGCGCUGAACCUUGCCACCUUGCCUGACGCCGGCCUCGACAACCCUUUCACGGCUAAGGAAGUUUGGGAGGCCAUCAAAGACUCCCCGGCCGAGAAAGCCCCGGCCCCGACGGGUUUGACGGCAUCUUCUAUAGACGAUCUUUGGGGAAUCAUCAGGCCAGAAAUCAUGGCCGUUUUUCAACAUCUCUUCCGCCUCGCCGGCGGCGAUUUCGCUUCUCUCAACCGCGCCUUCGUCUGCUUGCUCCCCAAGUCUGCUGGUGCGUCGCGGAUCAGCGACUUUAGGCCGAUUAGCUUGAUACACUCCGUGGCCAAGCUCUUCGCCAAGGUUCUCGCCCGACGCCUGUCGCCGGUGAUAGGUGCGAUGAUAUCGCCGGCGCAAAGUGCGUUUCUGAAGAAUAGGGCCCUGCAUGACAACUACCUCUACGUCAGAAACACUGCCAGAACCCUUCAUCGUCGCAAACGGCCAUCGCUCCUCUUCAAAUUGGAUUUCGCAAAGGCUUUCGAUUCGGUCUCAUGGGAAUAUCUCCUGGAGCUGCUGCAACGCCUGGGUUUCUCAUCUCGCUGGCGGGAUUGGCUUUCCCUGCUCCUAUCCUCGGCGGCCUCGGAGAUCAUCCUCAACGGCACAAACGGCAGGCCCAUUAGGCACCGGCGUGGUCUACGCCAGGGCGACCCUCUGUCGCCCCUCCUCUUCAUACUUGCGCUGGACCCGCUCCAACGGAUCCUCCAGCUGGCUACAGAGGCCGGAGUUCUCUCUACGCUCCCUAUUCGGGAGGCCAAGCUCCGCACAAGCCUCUACGCAGAUGACGCGGUGUUAUUCCUCAAUCCCGUGCGUGCCGAGGUGGUGGCCAUCCUUCGGAUCCUACACGACUUUGGGCUUGCUACAGGCCUCCGCAUCAACAUCGCCAAGUGCUCCAUUGCUCCGAUCAGAUGCAACAAUGUCAACCUCGACGAUGUCCUCUCACCCUUCGCCGGAGAGCGCGUCACGUUUCCCAUCCGCUACCUAGGCAUGCCGCUUUGCCUCGGCCGGAUGCGCCUGGUUCAUCUUCAACACAUUCUCGAUCGGGCGCGCUCUCAUCUCACCUCUUGGAAGGGGCGUUGGACCAAUGCGGGUGGACGCAAAACCCUCGUCACUUCGGUCAUCAGCACGCUCCCGACCUUCGCCAUGACAGCGCUCAAGCUUCCUCCAAAGUUUCUGAAGGAGUUUGACAAGAUCCGAAGAAACUUUCUGUGGGACAUCGAGGAAGAAACCAACGUGGGGGGUAAAUGCAAGGUACGGUGGAAGUCGGUUUGCUCGCCGCUGGACGUCGGCGGCCUCGGCGUGCCGAACUUGGAGUUCUUUGGCCGUGCGCUACGGCUUCGCUGGCUGUGGCAUGAAUGGAGCCUGCCGCUGCGGCCUUGGGUGGGCAUGGAAACUCCCUGCGACGCGCAUGACCUUGAGCUCUUCCAUCAAGCCACGAGAGUCAGUUUAGGCGAUGGGAACCGUGCCAGGUUCUGGCGAUCCUCCUGGCUCGGAGACGCGCCGCUUUGCAUGCAAUUCCCUCGGCUAUUUCAUAGAUCAAGAAGAAAGAACAAGUCCGUCGCCAUGGCGCUCAACGACCACAGAUGGGUCCAUGAUAUGCGUCGGAAUUUUCCUCCGGAGCUGCUGCCAGAGUUCCUCCACCUCUGGCGCACCCUGCAAACCGUCGUGCUGCGCCCAGAAACUCCGGACAAGAUCAGAUGGAUCCUCACCACCGAUGGCUGCUACUCCGCAGCGUCCGCCUACCACCUCCACUUCGAGGGGCAAACCCGUUCCAUUGCUCCAGCGAUGAUCUGGUCGCCAUGGGCACCGCCCAAAUGCCGAGUUUUUGCAUGGCUGUUGCUCCAAAACCGCCUUUGGUGCGCCGAUCGUUUGCAACGAAGACAGUGCCCCAAUUCGUAUUUCUGCCCCAUGUGCAUCAGAAAUCUGGAGACGUCAUGGCACUUGUUCUUCGAGUGCCCUUUCACCAGGUCAAUAUGGGCGUCGGUAGCCACUUGGACUCACUGCUCGGCGCUGGAUCCGUCGGUUUGGAGACACAACUCUUCCAUGACGGAUGUUUGGCAUUCGAUGAUGGAGCACUGUCAUCAACCGGCCAGAAAAGGAGUCGCGUCCCUCUUCAUCCUCGUGUGCUGGGCGAUCUGGAGCGAGCGAAACGCCAGGAUUUUCCGCGGCAAAUCAUCGCCACUACGCACCAUCAUUUCAUGGAUCCGUGACGAGGCCAGAGAAUGGAGUUUCGCCAAUGCCAAAGCUCUGAGACGGCUCAUGUUCGAGCCUCCUUGA